GUCUUUGGUAAAGCUAUCUUUGGAUUAUGAUGUGAAAAUUUGGAGGUCAAUUUAAAAACCACGUUUACAGUUAAGAUUAAAUUCCCAGUAUAAAAAUAUGUCAGAUGGACUAGUACGGUGCGUACAAGAUAAUGCUGCGGAAAGAUGAUCGACACGUAAGGUAGCUGCUGGAGCAGCUGGAGAUGCAACACGUGAAACAUUUUAAUUUACCACAUCCUCUCUCUGUCCAUCUGGAACCAGAAGAAGCAUUAAACAGUUCUGUGACAGUUGAGUUCUCUGUGGAGGAAAUACCUUCUAUGCGAGAUCCUAAAGUCAGCUGCUAUGAGAACAAUGGUUGCAUUGUAUUUGAAGGAUACUGCCCUAUUGGUGCACAAAUUCCUUUCAGUCAAUGUGGAAUAAGGAACACGAAAACUACCAAUAAGCAACAAGAAGAUAUAACCUGGUCAAAAAAAUCUGGACAAACCGAGGCACCCUACAAUCCUUUUGUGCUUUGGGAUGUCAUUCCAAGGCUGCUGAAUGAUGUAAUAAAUGGGGCUGGCUUGAAGGUACAAAGUAUGGAUGAUAAAAAGCAGACUUCGGCUGUUGGAAAUCUGCCAGUGAGUAGCACUUUGCAUGAUGAUCCGGACAGUGGGUUUCCAGUAAUGGGUGCUGGUCAACAAUGGAAUGAGACACCAAGUGUGAAUGAAGGGAACGAACCAAUCUAUGCUCAACGAGAUCGUCCUACUUUGAUAUUUCCUCGCAUCACUGGGCUAGAGAAUGGUGGUGAGUCAUCAGAUGAACUGAGCAUGUCAAAUGAUCCAUUUGAAAAGAAAGAAUGGCAAACUGUGGGGAAUAUUGUGAACCCAAACAAACCUGUUGGUACACCUGUCAUUAUUGACAACAUUCGUACCAGAUCCUCAGAAGCACUGUUAGAUGCAGCAGAUGUAGUAACACAGCGAAAGUGGGAAAGAAGACCAGCAUAUCGCGGAAAACUGAUGCCCGCCGUUCUGAAUCCGUGGGCUGCACCAGAGAACGCUAUAUCAAAGGAUGAUAGAGUGUCAACAGUGUUGUCAGCUUACACAAAAUCUGUACCUCUUCAACGUCGCCGCGAAGAAGACCCAAGUAAAAAAGACGCAGAUGCCGUGUCUGUUUCCAUAUCAGAGACUGAUACUGGAGACAUAGAGGUGGAUCUCAGUGAAGCAGAUGUUAAUAAUAUAAGUGGAAGCUCAGAAGAGGUCAUAAGCUAUGCAGAUGUUGCCUGUGGAACUGAUGGCCUACAAAGAGAUGCCAGCCAGUGUAUCCUUUGUGGCUCUCUACUUCAUCACAGACAUCAUGACCAGAGGACACAUUAUUCCAAGGAUGCACCUGCCAUAGCACAACCAUCAAGAGCAAUGGAGGAUGCAUCUACUCGCACUUCAGCUGCUGAAUACACACACAAGGCAAGGCACAAAAGCGUAAGAAGGGAAAGCACUGCACACCCUGUGACUAAUGAUGGAGGACAGGCACCAAGAGCAAUGACUGAUGCAUCUACUCAUAUUCCAAUUGCUGAGCACAUACAGGCGCCAAAAAUGAAAACCACCAGAAAGGAAGGCACAGCACAUCAUGCAACUAACAAUCGAGGACAGUCUUCAAGGGCACCAGUGGAUGUGUCUACUCAGGCAUUAGGUGCAGGACAUACACAGCAUUCCAAAGAGAAAACCAUGAGGCAAGAAGUGACUGCAUAUCCUGUGGCUAGCAGUCCAGGGCAGCUACCAAAAGCAAUGUUUGCUCCUUCUCAUGCAUCAACUGCUGAACAUAAACAACAUCCAAUAGAGAAACAUGCAAGAGAGGUAAUCACGGCACAUCCAGUGAUGACUUACCCAAGCAGACUUUCAGGAACAACAAUGGAUGCGGGUACUUCAACUGCAGCAGAGACACAAAACCCAGGAAUGAAUAAUAGUGAGAAGCCAAAAACAUUUGUAAAUGAUGAGAAUGUUGCUGUAUACCCAAUGAGCCGUGCAACAAGUUCCUUCUUUAGACGAAGUUCCAAAGCAAAUAAGGAUGACAAACCAAAUAAGGGUGACACGCAAUGUACAAUGCAGCAUAUAGUGUUCCCAAGGGACAACUGUCCUUACAGUCCAAGCCUAACAUCACUUCCUUUAGAUGAGUCAGACAUUGAGUACAUAAUAAGGCGAGCCCAGCUGGCCAAGGCAGUCCUCCCAGCGGACGAGUCACUCUGCCCGGUAGAGCGCUGGCAGCUGCGCACCCACCACAGGCACAGUUCCAGGUCUGGCCGCUCCCGGUCCUCGGGGUGAGGAACCCUCCAUUUCUGAUAGGCAAUGUAAUUUGCUUAUAAAUGUUGUACCAUAUUUUCUCUUUAAACAUCUGUAUUUGAAAUCGCUCUUGUCCUGCUAUUACAUAAAUACAUGAGGUGAUCCAGGUUCAUAUACUGAAACAGUAUGAUGUUUAUAUUCA
Schistocerca gregaria is the source of this 2433-nucleotide messenger RNA. RefSeq lists its product as uncharacterized. The record is from RefSeq and is a predicted model, not a curated record. NCBI's taxonomy places the organism in Eukaryota, Metazoa, Arthropoda, Insecta, Orthoptera, Acrididae. The transcript has 17 exons. Bases 183 to 2273 code for a protein of 696 amino acids.